AUCGAAUUUUUGGGAAUGAAAUUUUGAAAAUUAUUGCUUUUUAUUUUCAAAAGUUGAAAUUGGCAUUCAAAUCAAUGAGUUCGAAUUUUUCAGAGCAAGUAACCUUCUACUAGAAGAUUUUAGGUAAUAAGUUGAUUAACUUUUCUCAGACUUUUUAACUUUUUGAUUAGUCUUAGAUAGUAUAUUUUGAAAAAUAACGCUUUGCUAUAUGCCAUCUUCUUCAAAGAAAAAAUUUGCGUUAGCAAUUUAUAUUACGCUGACGGGACCUAUUUCUACUUCCCCCCGUUUCGUGCAACUUAACAUUGUUUGAUUGCCAUGCAAGCAGUUAUACUUAAAAAAGAGGAAGUAACUAGUUCGUGAAUUUCAUGUUGAUUUUUGAAGAAAGUUGAAGGAAAAAUUCAUUGCUCUAAGAAUAUCUCUGGCUGCUGGCAGGAAUAGAUGCCCCAGUUGGAAUUUCUUACAGACAGGUCUGAAAAUAACCCCAGGUAUAACAAAUAUUGUCAACUAAAGGAAAACUUAAUCUCGCAUUUGGGCUUCAGAAGACAAGGGGAAUCAACAUAUGUAGUUACGAAUAAUUAAUGAUGACCUCAUUUGCCGUUUAAACUCGUGUAUUGUUAUAGAGAGUUUUUUGAAAAAAAGUUCUGAUUAAAUAUAAUUUAGGUAAGUUCGCAAGUUGUUUGGGCUUUGAUGAAUAAAAAAAUGAAUGUUUCUGGAGCACGCCCUAAAAGGCACUCAAGAAAUGAUGAUAAUCAAAGUGAUGGCAAUGAAGGCUCUGAUGGAAAGGAUGAUGAUAGAAACCGAAAUAUUGAUCAAGAUAAUGAUAAUUCAGAGCAAAGUCAUGAUAACGAUGGGGAACUUGGUGAUGGUACUCCUCAUAAUGAAAUCGAUGCUCAAAAUGAAAAAAGUGCAAGUAGUGAUGGAUCAAAAAGAGUCAGCCCAAUUUUAUUUGAAGAACGAGAACCAAAGAAGAGUACCACGUCUAGCUACAAACCACCUAGAAGAUAUCCCAAUCGAGAUUCUUUAUUAAACAGGCAUAGAGAUCUAGCACAAGAGAAUAAAAGACUUCUUGCCUCCACUGUAACUCGAAACUCAUCACUGGCACCUCUACUCAGAGAUGGAGCAGGCUUAGGAGGAAUCUUAGGAGACAUACCGGAUUAUUACACUGACGAGGUAACUGUACAGUUUUUGAAUGCUCAAGUAAGAAGUUUGAAAGAAGAAUUAGAAACAUUAAUACGAGAAUGUGUUGAUAAGGAUGAAAUGAUAUUAUUGCUGGAACAACGAUUGAAAGAAACUGAAAUUGACAGAACAAAACUUCAGAGGGAAAACUCUAACAAAGAACAACAAAUUGAAAAAUUACAGAAAACUUUAGAUGAAACAAAGGAAAAAUGUGAUAGAAUAAAAAAGGAGCUAAGUUUUGUUAAUAAGGAAACUGAUAUCCUGAAACAAGGCCAGCGGCAGGCAGCAUCAUUAAAAUCCAGUUUAGAGGCAAAGCUUACUCGUGCUUCUGAAGAAAACGAAAGAAAUAAAAAUGAAAUUCGUCAAUUGAAACAAGCUAAUAAGGAAGCCCAAGAAAAUUAUCAAAGGAAGAUGGAGGAGUUGUCUACAGAAAACAGAAGAAUUGACAAGCAAAAUUCUGAAUUACAUAAUGCUAUUAAAAAGCAAAUGCAACUUAUUAAUAAUUUGAAACGACAAAAGAUGCAUGUUGAAGCUGCUACAGCUGUGCAGUUUUCAGAAGAUGAGUUUAUGAAAGCCCUUGAUCGAGGUACCUGAGGUAUAGCAAAUUUAAAAAAAAAAUAACAAUGUAGAAAGUUUGUUUAUACCUGGAUAUUAUAUGAGUGCCUUCUUUGUAUGUGUGUAUCCCUUUAUAAUUGUUUCUUCUCAUGUUAUGAAAAUGAAUAUAUGUUCAAAUAUAGUUAUGGGCUUUAGUUUGUAUAUAACAAAAUCUAUACAUAAAUACAGAUAUCCGUUAUAUUUUAUAAGAUAGUAUUCUUAAUAUAUAUGAAAAAUCCUGCAAUAUGAUGUAUAUAUUUUCACUUAUGAUUCUUGUGUGUAAAACAAUUAUUUAACUGAAAAAAUAGUGCAUUACUUACAUGAACCUGAGUUUGAGAAAAACUAAACCAAAUUACUAAAAUUUCGGCAAAAUUUUCUUUACAUCUCCUGCAAUUCUGAAGCUUUAAAAUUGAAGUGAAAGAAAAAAAUAUAUUUUAAAAAUUUUCCUAUGUUUUUUGUGAUUUUUUAUUACAAAUUAUCUGUAUAAGGAAAGAAUAGCUCAUUUACCAUGUGGUUUUUAGUAUUAUGUGUUGUUUUAUUUUUUUAAAUUACUUUAGUAAACCAAAUCUUGUAUGAUUUUACUUGUCUGUUAAAGAAGUUAUUUUUACGAUAUUUUUCUUUAUAUUUUUAAAUCAAAUAGAGAUAAUUUUUCUAAACAUGUUCAUUUUUAAAAUUUAUUUUUCCUAAUAUCUUUGAAAUGAUUGUAGUUUGAAAAUCUCUUUUUUUUAAGAAAUCACAUCUUGUUUACGAUGCACUGCACCAGUUCAGUGUUUCUCAAUUUUUUUUACUAGCAGCAUACUUUAUUUUUAUGUGACAUAUGUCAUUUUAACAUUUUAAUUAUAAAAAAGUACUAUUUUUAAUUGUUUAAUGGUUUUUCUUUACCUUAUUUGUUUGUAAAGAAAUAUACUCAAAUUAUGUAUUUUGUAUAAUUGUAAUGUAUGUUAAACAGUCUAAUUAAAUAUGUGCAUUAAUAUAGCUAUAUGCAAUUUUUAAACUAGUGAUAAUAAUUAUAGAAAAAUACCAUAUGUAAAUAUAUCUUAUAUACAAUAAUUUAGUAUAACUAUUCAAUUUUAAGUUAUGAAUUAUAUAAUUGAAAAAAUUCCAACGUAGGGUUUAAAAUAAUCCAGAUUAUGUUAAUUUAAUGCUGGUUAGGAUAAUAGAAUGAUUUUCAAAUUUGUGGCAUUUUUUAGACUGAUUGAUUUAAAAAUAAUCAUUGUUGGUGAUUAAUAUGGAUUAUUGAAUAUGACUUACACAUGUAAUAAUGGUCAGCAUCAAUGUUGAAUUAAAAUGUAGACCGGUGGGAAUUUCAUAGGUCAUCAUUAAAACGAAAAAUACACGAACAGUUAACAGACUAGAUAAUUUUACAUAAUUUUUAUUUACAACUAUGUGUAAUCAUUUUUGGUUUAAGACAUUAGUAAGCUUAAGUAUGGUACACUGACUUACUUUGUAUAUGACAAGCAGUUAAUAAAGCUUCAUUAAUUAACUUUAAAAAAGUAGUAACAAAUCCAGACAACAUAAAAAAAAUGCUCACCUUUUUAAAAAUCCCAAAAAAUAUUUACAAAUAAUCUUUCAGCUCAGGAGUGUCUUUCAAAAUGAUUAUUUUUACAUACUGAACCGUGACAGCCUUGUUUAAAAGUUGCUGCAGCAUCUGAGUAAUCUCUGGUAACAGACCUGAUACUUCUCUUGGACAACACAAAACAAUAUGAACAAAAAAAACUUGUAAAGAAAUUCAAAGAUAUCUUCUAGAUUUAUUAUAAAAGGAAUUUUUUGAAAUUCAUAAUUACUUUGAAGUUAUUUUACAUGUUGGAAAAUGAAAAAUCAAUUUGACUUAGUCGGUUUGGGCAGCCAA
Messenger RNA from Parasteatoda tepidariorum (common house spider), 3619 nucleotides. Lineage: Eukaryota; Metazoa; Arthropoda; Arachnida; Araneae; Theridiidae. The record is from RefSeq and is a predicted model, not a curated record.